This is a messenger RNA of Penicillium manginii, 495 nucleotides long. RefSeq lists its product as uncharacterized. Lineage: Eukaryota; Fungi; Ascomycota; Eurotiomycetes; Eurotiales; Aspergillaceae. The coding region runs from base 1 to 495 and encodes 164 amino acids. The record is from RefSeq and is a predicted model, not a curated record. The transcript has a single exon.
AUGGCUGUAAAGUACCCGCGAUUCUACGCUACCCCAAUCGACAUCGACGACGGUCCCAGCACCCCAGUAGAAGUCUACGGCUUUGAACAGCGCGAACCCUCCAUAAUGGAAAAGCCCGGCAUGCUCCGCCGAGUCUCCUACGCCCUCGACGACAUCAAAGAGGACUUCUCCCUAAACCUCGACCCCGCCCGUUCAACCGCCAACAAAAUCAAGCGCCGCUCAACCCUGCGCUUCGACGCCAACUUCAAUCCGGACCAGCGGCCCGCAACGGGUACUCAAGCACACCCUCGACCCCCGCGGUCGCGCCCUGUGUCCAUUAUGUCCGUUGACCCUCGUCCUGCGCCGCCGCAGCGCAGUCUGAGCCGCCGUCUCUCGCGCAAAUUAUCCUUCUUGUCGAGCAAGGGCUCCUACGGCAAGAAUGCUAGCAUCUCUUCGCCGAAUUUGAUCGGCUCGUCUACCCAGUAUGCUAGUCGCAGUCAGACCACUUUCAUUUAA